Molecule: messenger RNA, 1124 nt
Organism: Cuscuta campestris
Lineage: Eukaryota; Viridiplantae; Streptophyta; Magnoliopsida; Solanales; Convolvulaceae
Source: the annotation of a GenBank genome assembly
GUUUCCUCAAAUUUGGAUUGUUUGGUAUUGGUUGAUUGCUACUUGAGUGGAACUAUGACUACCUUGAAAUUUGAAGUUCAAAUAUUUUAUGGAAGAGCGGACUUCAUGUUGUGGCAAUGCACGAUUCAAGACUAUUUGGUCCAGCAAGGUCUUGAAUUAGCAUUGCAAGAUGAGAAGCCAAGUGAUAUGAAAGAAUCAGAGUGGAGUACAAUCCAGAAGAAGGCUGUCAGCACAAUUCGGUUGGCACUGUCCCCACAGAUUAAAGUGACAGUGCUGAAAGAGACAUCACCAAAGAAGCUGUGGGAAACGUUGGAGAGCAAGUUUGCGUCGAAGACACUUACUAACCGGUUGAUGAUGAGGAUGGACUUGUACUCACUGAAGAUGGAAGAGGGAGGUAGNUUAGCAUUGCAAGAUGAGAAGCCAAGUGAUAUGAAAGAAUCAGAGUGGAGUACAAUCCAGAAGAAGGCUGUCAGCACAAUUCGGUUGGCACUGUCCCCACAGAUUAAAGUGACAGUGCUGAAAGAGACAUCACCAAAGAAGCUGUGGGAAACGUUGGAGAGCAAGUUUGCGUCGAAGACACUUACUAACCGGUUGAUGAUGAGGAUGGACUUGUACUCACUGAAGAUGGAAGAGGGAGGUAGUGUAAUUGAUCACAUCAACAAGUUUAAUGAGCAAGUAUCAAGGCUGUUAAAUGCAGGGGAGACUAUCAAGGAUGAAGAGCAAGGGCUGCUUCUACUGGCUUCACUACCAAAAUCCUUUAAGCUGUUUGUGCAGUCAAUGAUAGCAGGAAGGACUACACUGCGACUAGAUGAAGUGACGACUGCCUUGAUGGAGAGUCAAAGGAUGAUGGGAGGUGAAAAGUCUUCCGGGGACAGUCAUUUACUAGCUGCUGUGAGUGUUGAGAAAUGGAGGAAGAAGAAGAGUGACCAACUUGAGAGAAGAUCUCAGCUGAGAGACAUGAGCACUGUUAGGUGCUAUUACUGUGAAAAGUUGGGUCAUACGAAGAACGGUUGUCCAGAACUCAAGGAGGACUUGCAGAUCCUAAAGGAGAAGAAGGGCAAAUUGAAGGAAGCUUCUUUCGCAAAUGUGAUCACUUAUGAAGAUGAUCUCUUCUGAAGAUAAGA